Molecule: messenger RNA, 2203 nt
Organism: Anopheles stephensi (Asian malaria mosquito)
Lineage: Eukaryota; Metazoa; Arthropoda; Insecta; Diptera; Culicidae
Exons: 3
Coding region: 139-2142 (667 amino acids)
Biological process (GO): lipid metabolic process
Molecular function (GO): lipase activity
Source: RefSeq, a predicted model, not a curated record
ACGCUUAGAUUAUCGAUAUUGACGCUGCGCUAGUCUAACUGUCCACCAGGAGUGAGAUAAGUUACGGGAAAUCGGUAUAAAAGGUACGAUCGAUUAGCUGAUUUAGUUUGAUCUGUGUAACGGUCAGGUACAGGGGCGAUGGCCAAGGGAGCGACUCUUAUUUGCGUUUUGCUGGCUGUGCAGCUCUUCGGAGCGUACGCCUCACCUGCCGACAGCUGGAAGCUGGUGCCGGACGAGUCGGGGCGCCUGCGUCUGAUCAACACCAAUCCCUACGCCAUCCCGGAGAACGAUAACGAGGUCGAGCCGCUGUUCAACCCAGAGACGGAUGUGAUUUUCCGACUCUUUACGCGUCGUAAUCCGGCCCACGGUCAGGUGCUUCAGUGGAACAAUCCAGCCUCCGUGCAAAACUCCAACUUUGUCGCCUCGCACCCAACGCGCUUUACCAUCCACGGAUGGAAUGGCGGCGAGACGUCCGGUUUGCAUGCCAACAUCCGUCAGAACUAUCUCGGUGUGGGAGAUUUCAACGUGAUUGCCGUCGAUUGGGGAGCAGGCGCCCAGACGGCUAACUACAUUGCCGCCCGUAACCGUGUUGCUUCCGUUGGUGAUAUCAUCUCGCGCAUGGUGAAUACCCUCGUCUCGGCUACGGGUACGUCGCGCAACAACAUCUACCUGAUCGGACAUAGUUUGGGUGCUCAUGCCGCCGGUAACGCGGGCAAGAUGCAGAAUGGACAGCUGAACACGAUCAUCGGACUGGAUCCGGCCGGUCCGCUGUUCUCGCUAUCGGAUGCGGAUGUUAUGGCACCGCGUGAUGCUCAGUACACGGAGUCGAUCUUCACCAAUGCUGGUCUGCUUGGGUUCGAUCUGCCACUGUCGGAUUCUAACUUCUACCCGAACGGAGGUCGUUCGCAGCCUGGUUGUGGCAUCGAUGUGUCUGGAAACUGUGCCCACUCGAGAGCUCACGAACUGUACGCAGAAUCGGUUUCAACGACCAUCGGCUUCCGUUCGACGCGUUGCGCUAGCCAUGGUGAGAUAGUGGCUGGACAGUGUACUCCGACCGGUAAUGCUAAUAUGGGCGGUGAGCCAUCGAACCAGGGCCGUGGUGUGAACGGUAUGUUUAUCGUGAACACCAAUGGUGCGACUCCAUUCGCUCAGGCUACGCAGCUGCUGCUCGUCGCUGCCCUACCGGUGGACCACUCAAACUGGCAUCUUGUGCCGGACAGUGAUGGCAGACUACAUCUGGUCAACGUCAAUCCUUACGAUCUUCCGGACGAUCCAUCCGCAAUCGUGCCGAGCUUCGUUCCCGAGCAGGAUUUAAUCUUCCGCCUGUUUACCCGUUCGAACCCAACGACCGCACAGGUGCUGGAGUUUGGAAAUCCCGCCUCUAUUGCCGGUUCCAACUUCAACCCGGCACACCCGACACGCUUCACCAUUCACGGUUGGAACAGCAACGGAAACGAUGGCAUGAACACGAACAUCCGCGACCGGUACCUUAGCAUCGGAGAGUAUAACAUGAUCAGCGUUGACUGGAGUGCUGGCGCGGUGAAUCCGAACUAUAUCGCCGCCCGUAAUGCUGUCGGGCCGGCCGGUGCAGCGGUGGCGUCCUUCAUCGAUCAGCUCGUUGCUGCUGGUGCUUCGGUGGACAAUAUGUACGUGAUCGGGUUCAGCCUGGGAGCGCACGUGGCAGGUAAUGCUGGAAAGGGACAGGGUGGGCGCGUGAACACGGUGAUCGCACUCGAUCCGGCAGGACCGCUGUUUUCGCUUGGUCAACCGGAUGCUGUGUCACCGGCCGAUGGACGGUACGUGGAGAUGAUCAUGACCAAUGGUGGUUUGCUCGGUAGCAGCACACCGAUGGGACAGGCUACUUUCACGCCGAACGGUGGCCGCACGCAACCGGGCUGUGGAACCGACAUUGCCGGUGGCUGUGCGCAUGGACGUGCGCCAGCUUUCUACGCUGAGUCGAUCACCAGUUCGGUACCGUUCCGUGCCACACGUUGCGCCGGUAUCCAGGAAGUUGUGGAAGGAAACUGUACGCCAAGCGGAGCGGACGCUAUCAUGGGCGGAGAACCAUCGAACUAUGGACGGGGUGUUAGUGGAGUGUACUUCCUGACUACGAACGAUGCAGCACCGUUUGCUCGAGGCUAGACAGCGACUACGAUACGAUAUGGCUGUAAAUAAAUGUGGGGAUGUUGAUAAACAUGCACAA